Molecule: messenger RNA, 8615 nt
Organism: Centropristis striata (black sea bass)
Lineage: Eukaryota; Metazoa; Chordata; Actinopteri; Perciformes; Serranidae
Product: PDZ domain-containing protein 4-like
Exons: 17
Coding region: 3541-6765 (1074 amino acids)
Molecular function (GO): protein binding
Source: RefSeq, a predicted model, not a curated record
GCAGCAGGAGGAUUCUGGUGGAAUUACAUGGAGAGUAAAGAGCUUGAUGGCAGGUGGAGGGCCACGCUUUCACGCUGAAGUUUGCUGAAACUAAGCAGGCUUCACCUUUGUGGAUUAUCAGUCCUGAAGGAGGAUUUCAGGGGAUUCGAGCUUCCUGGAUUAAAAAAAAAAUUCUCUUCAGCAAAGGAUGUAGAGACUCGGAAUUCAAUGUGAAAGCGAGAACGACGAGAAAAUCAACUGAGCUGAUAAAGUUUGAGCAAAUAACCUGAGAUAUCCUCUGAGGGAGCAGCAGUUUCUGAGUCCUGGCCAACAAGAUAUUAAGAAGAGGAGACUAACAAUUCAAACACACCAGAAUUUUGGUCUGUAAAUAUGAUCCAACAAGCUGCAAGACGUGUCUUUAAUUUGACCUCUACUGCUUAAAGAAAAGAGAUUUUCAGGGAGUUUUCGGUUUCUCUCCGUCUCAUUUUGCAGUUUUUCUUUGAACACAUUUGUUGAAUAUCUUUCCUCUUUUCUCUGCAUGCACAGUUUACAUCCGGCCCCCUGCAGCGAGCUCUGACAGGACAAGGAUCGAGCUUUGUGAAGCAGGUGUUGAUGACAGAUAGCAGCUGCACAGAGGCAGAGAAGACUCAUAAAGCAGAUAAGUCAUGUUCAGUGACAGCAGCAGCAGCAGGUGAUACAGCCAUAGUGUCUGUCUGUCAUCGAUCUGCAGGCUCGGUCCGUCUGAACGACAGUCUGUGGGCGGCCCGGGGAGCCUGUGAGCUCUGCAGAGCCGCAGCAUUACCAGUUAAAAGUGAUUUCAUCAUCCAGGUCGGCUAUGACAGUGAAUUCAGCACAGCCUGUCAGACAAUAGCUGAAUAUCAGAUGAACACCAGCUCAGAGUUUAUCUUUAAAGCAACAAGAAAAACCUCUGAGGUUUCAAAUGUCAAAAAUAAGACAAGACAAAUAAGCACAGCGGUUGAUAAGAAGGAAAAAUUGUCCAAAAGUAAUAAAGAGAAUUCUGAGGUUCCAGAAAACAAGCUGGAAAUAAAAGCCAGAUUCUUUACUACUGAGAUAUAAAGUCAAAUCAACGUAUGAAAGCAGAAACAACACGUUUAUUCAAGCUGAAUGUUGCAUCUACCAACAUAAAUCUGAAAGCACAAAACCUAAUUUGCAACUUUCUACACUUUUUAAAGAAACACACCAGGAACUGUGAGGAUUUUUUGGGGGGUUAAAUUAAAAAACUAAAGCAACUGAAACUUCUCCAGAGACACAGAGAGCCCAAACAGCACAACAAGUCUGUUUCUAAUGAGCAGACAUCCAGGUGCUAAUAUUUAAUAAACAUUUUGUCAGAAACACAAAGCACAAACUCUUCUUAUGUCUCUGUUGGCUCAGGAUUUAAUAGAUGAGCAGGUUGAUUAUAAAACCACAAUUCAAGCACAAAUGAUGACAAAUCUUCAAUCAGUUGAUGUCUUUGUGAGGUAGAUAUGUCUGUGCAGUGAACACCAGCUGCUUAAAUUAUUACAGAAAUAUUCAGGUGCUGAAAGGUGCGUUUUUAUAUGAUUUCAUAUGAUUUCAAAGACUCUUUGUAUAAAUCAAAGCACAAACCAACACUAACAAUAAUAACACAAGUACACACCGUUUACACUGGUUUAAUAAACCAUUUUAUUCAUCUUUAUUAUCAGUUCAGGGUCUUUAAAGCAGAGCAGGAAGUUAUUACUAACAUUGAUCUGUUCAAUCAGUUAUUGAGGCGACUCAAUAUUUGAAUAUUUUACUUUAAAUCAGUGAUAAUGCUCAGAGCGUCUCCUGAUCCAUAAAUCUAACUGUUGAGACUUCUCUGUUACUCAUAUUUGAUAUUUCAGAUGAGAAUGGGUUUGCUGUGGAUCUCCUCAUGUCAGUUUUUGGAGAAAGAAAGUGGUUUUAAUCACUCGCUGAUGUUCAGAUGAAUUAUUAAGCUGAAGAGAAAACUACUGGAAGUCUUUCUUCUUCUUCAUGUCUUAUUAAUCGUCAGUGGCCUCAUUUCCACUGCGGCUCAAACAAACCUCAGGAGACAGAAACUAAACAUCUGGCUGACGACAUGUCACGCUGAAGCGUUUUGUACAGAUUUGUGAGACAUCAGAGCGUUAGAAUAAAAAACACCACAGUUGGUUUAUUUAAGAUUUAACCUGAUUUAUACACACUGAGGAAGAACAACAAACUGUUUAUAUUUUACUUGCAUUUUGCAGGAAUUUGCAGGAAUCAUUUAACAACUCAAAUAGAAAUAAUAAAAACUCAGAUUUCCUGCACUGACUGAGCAAGGGACUGAGAAGGUGUCACUUUUAGUGGAAACAGAAGGCGAGAGCACAAAGAUUUUACACUUUUCUUUCAUUAAUUAAAUUUUGUUUGGCCAUCUGAGCUGCACUAUGCAGGGAGACAUUUUAAAAGCACCAAAAAGUGGAUUUAUUUGGUUUUAUCCAUCACUUACCGAAUGCAUAUAAAACUAAGAAACUAAAAGGUUAAGUUUGGUGAUAAAAUCUUCUUUCUUUUGCUGCAAACUUCCAACAAACCGUCCAAUCCUUUGGACUUCAAAACAACUUCAUGAUGUGUGUGUUAGUGUAAACACACACUUACACACACUGCACACAGAAAGGUCAGUGUGAACCGUGUUGGUGGAACUUAAUCAAACACACCUUCCACCUCUCCAGAGACCUCCUCCUCCUGCUUCAUCCCUCCUUCAGCAGGAGCAGGAAUUUAUUUCUACAUUUCAACAAUUUGAGCACAAAUUCUCCCCCCUCUCACUCCCCCUCCCCUGCAGGGCUGAAACAAUCUGCCGCACAUGAAUAAAAAUUAAUUUUUCACCGUGAUGAAAAGACGCAGCAUCUCGCCUCCUCGCUGCCCGCGGGACGGCAGAUAAAAGCUGUUUACUGCGAGGAGAAAACAAGAGAAAGAGGCUGAACGAUGUCCUCCUCCUCCUCUCAUCAUUGUUCCCUCGUUCAGAAACACAGAGGUGGGCCUCCCUUCUGUCUGCACGCUGACAGGAAGUGAACUCAGCUCCACUCCCAGCUGGGUUUUUAUCACAAGUGAGACUUUUCUACGCAGAGAUUUUAAUGAACUAAAUGAAGCACAUUUGGGGGAUUUUGAGACAAAGUGGAUUCAUUUUUUGUGGGACAUUGUCUUUUUCUGAGGAACCUACACCAGCUCACUUUGGUGCAUAUUUGCAAUAAAACGCUAAAAUUCACUUUUAGAAGAAUCACUGACGCUGCACAGAUAAUCCUGGACGUCCAAAUCUGACAGGAACGUCUAAAUGAGCUGAUUUUUCAGAGGAUUUACAGUUAAUAUUAAGCAUGACUCUUCCUACAUAAAGGAGCUACGUCGACACUUCAUUUUGCCUAAAAAACCUGGUGUGAAAUCAGCUUUUUAAAGGGUUGAACAGAGGAAAGAACAGACCCACCUGAGGACGUCAGAUCUGGAGGGUGGAGGUCAGAGGACGGGCUGGAUUAUCAAAACGCUCGGUGAGGGACCUGCAGAGACAGAGGACAGAAGACACGGAGAUUAAAAGAAGAAAGCGGAGACACAGACUGCAUCAUGGGCUGCAACAUGUGUGUGGUGAAGCGUCCGGAGGAGCAGUACAGGAUCAUGUUCCAGCAGAAAGGCUGGAGUGAGUCCCUGCGGCCGAUGGACAGACAUGGAAACGUAAAGGUCCGAGGACGGAGACCCUCUCAGCUCCCCCUGGACAGACCACAGAACUCCCAGGAGCCUUUGCAGCAGCCGGGCUCAGUCCGUAAGAGCCACAGGAGAAAAGGUACGUUGGUGUGCAGUGGUAACGGGACAGGCAGCAGCUCCAUCUACUCUGUUGCCAUGGUAGCGAUCCCUGACUGUGUGGACAACGCCACGCAGACGGACAUCAGCUUCCAGAACAUCGUGCCGCUGGGAAAGACCAGAGGUCAUCACCACCACCACCACGGCCGAGGGGGCGGCUCCUCCUCCCCUCCACCCCCUCCUCCCUCCCCUCCCCUCCCUCACCUCGUGGAGCCGUACGGGAUCAAUGAGUUCUGUGUGUUUGAGUACAACGACCCCGACGACUACUUUGACGUCUCCAACCACGAGGUGGACAGACAGGACGAUCUGGAGUACGAGGAGGUGGAGCUGUACAAAUCCAGCCAGCAGGAGAAGCUGGGACUGACGGUCUGCUACAGGACAGACGACGAGGAGGAUCUGGGGAUUUAUGUCGGAGAGGUUAAUCCAAACAGCAUCGCAGCCAAGAAUGGACGCAUCAGAGAGGGAGACAGGAUCCUGCAGAUUAACGGAGUGGAUAUUCAGAACAGAGAGGAGGCUGUGGCCAUUUUGACAAGAGAGGACAGCAUCAACUUCUCCCUGCUGCUGGCCCGGCCGGACAUCGAGAAUGAGAACCCUGCUGGGGCAGAGGAGGACAUGGAGCUAACUCUGGAAGGGGGAGGCUUCCACCCAAACCCUCGAGCCUCCUCCUGCUCCCUCACCCCUGCACACCCCCCCGGAUAUUACCGCCUCUGUCGAGGAGGAGCAGGAGGAGGAGGAGGAGGCCUGGCCUGCCCAGGGGGAGCAGGAGGCCCAGACGAUGCAGGGGGCGAUGUGGGCAUGGAGGAGGAGGAGGAGGAGGAUGGGGAGGAAGGAGAGAGAGGAGAUCCUGAGGACAGGGACCCCCCCGUCCCCCUCCCCCCCCUGCUCAGCCUGGCUCCUCUGCUGUCCAACAGCCAGGAGCUGGACAGCGGUGUGGGCCGGACCGACGACAGCACCCGCUACGAGGAGUCAUCAGAACACGACCUGCUGGGGGACCAGACCAGCGCCCCCAACACCAACACCACCAACACGCCCGGCAGCACCCGCAAAUUCAGGCCGGGACCCAGCCCCAGACCUAGUCCCAGACCCAGCCCCGGCCUCGGCCCCAGCCCCGGCCACACCACCCCUCCUUUCCUGCACCUGCGAGACCUCCAGCUCAGCUCAGACUCCCUCCCCGGCCUGGACUGGACCACUGGAGGUGGACCAGGAGGAGCCGCCUACAGCCCCCACCACCACCACCACCACCACCACAAGCACUACCACCACCACCUCUACCAGCCGGCGCUGACCAUGAUGAUGCCGGGCCUGACGGAGGAAGAGUGCCAGCGCUACCAGGAGCUGCUGGAGAUCAAGUGCCAGUACGAGAAGCAGAUGGAGAGACGGCAGCGAGAAGCGGUGAAGAGAAGUGAACGAGAGGAGGCGGAGGUGAAGGACCCGGAGGAGAGGACAGAGGAGGAGGAGCAGGAGGUUUCUUCUCCUCCUCCGGCGGUGGUGGACGUGAACUGCAACGCUACGCUGAGCGAGCACGAGAUGGCGCUGAUCGAGGAGGAGCUGCGCCAUCUGGAGUUCAAGUGCCGAAACAUCCUGCGAGCGCAGAAGAUGCAGCAGCUGAGGGAGCGCUGCCUGAAGGCCUGGAUGAUGGAGGAGGAGACGGUGGUGGCGCGGCCAGGACCUCAGGAAGCAGGUUUGGAAAACGAGGACGAGGACGAUAACGACCCUCAUCGCCACGAGCUGUCGGCAAUCAAUGAGCUGCCGGAGCGCGAGCGGUCCGACGACAAGGACAGCACCAGCGCCUACAACACUGGCGGGGAGAGCUGCCGCAGCACGCCGCUGGUCAGCACCGAGCAGAUCCCGCCGCUCCAGGAGGAGGAGGACGAGGGCGGGAGGCGUCUGAUGUCUCCGCCCCCUCUGCUCCCCCUCGGCCGUCUCCCUCCUCUCAACUCCCCCCUUGCCCCGCGGCGCCACGGCCGGGAGCGGGACAGAGAGCGGCGCCACUCCAACCUCGGCUGCUCCUUCUCCCCCGGCAGCUACAGGAAGUACGAGGCCGCCAAUGGGGGCACGGCCCACGGGUCCAGGUCCACGCCCUCCACACCCUCCAAGUUCAGGUCCCUGAGCCGAGAGGCGGGGUCUUCUUCCAGAAGAGGCGUGGCUGAUGGAGGGCGGGGCUCCAGAUCAGGUGGCGCUGCUGACAGGCCCGGAGGUGGAAGUGCAGAGUCCAGUCCCUACUUCACCCGGCGACACCACGGCAACAACAAACCUCCGGAGCGCUACCAGAGCUGCAUGACGCUGCCCUCUGAGGGCCUGGUGGACCCGCUGGACCGCGUCAGGGACCGGGCGAAGGCCGAGGCCGAGGAGAGGGGCGUGGGCACAGGCAGCAGCGGCCCGGCCAGCCCCCGGAGUGUGAACAGCGCCCCCUGUGGCCUGGAGGACCACCACACGCGCGCCUCGCGGUUAGGACUGGCCUUACCGCUCGGACUGUCACACUCGUCACCGACGGCCUCGCCGCAGCGCAUGGAGUGGAAGGUGAAGAUUCGGAGCGACGGGACUCGAUACGUGGCCAAGCGUCCGGUCAGGGACCGGCUGCUGAAGGCCCGAGCCAUGAAGAUCAGAGAGGAGCGCAGCGGCAUGACCACCGACGACGACGCUGCCAGCGAGAUGAAACAGGGCCGAUACUGGAGCAAAGAGGAGAGGAAGCAGCAGCUGCUGAGAGCCAGAGAGUACCGACGCAGGAGAGAGUUCAUGAUGCAGAGCCGCCUGGACUACCUCAGAGGGGACAGGGACACGUCCUCAACAGGCGGCGCUGAGGAGCUGCGGGCGUCCCUGCUUCAGCCCAGCAACAACAUCCUGCUGCUGAGCCAGAAGAAGAUCACCAAGAGGAGGAACCGCCGCAUCCUCGACAACUGGAUCACCAUCCAGGAGCUGCUGGCUCACGGCUCCAGGUCGCCCGACGGGAAGAAGAUCUACAACCCUCUGCUGUCAGUGACAACGGUGUGACCUGAAGACAGACGGGGACAAAACAAGACGAGACCUUCGGCUGUCUCUGAGCUGGAUGGAGGAGAGAGAAGAAGACUUGACAAGGGAGAGAAAACAUUUAGAAUUGUUCCAUUUUACAGUCCAAUACAAGAAAGAGGAGGAGGAAAAGGAAAAGUGACUCUGAAAGGUUGGGCAAGCAGCAGAAGACUUAAAAGAAUUCAGGAAUAAUCCCUAAAAACUGCAUUUUCACCUGAAGAGUCCAGUUUUAAAGAUCAGAUCCUGAUUGAGACAUGAAGAGAACCUGGUCCUGAUGUAAAAGUUCUGCUUCAGGAGAGACUCUUCUGUUUGUUCACCUGCUGCAGCUGCACAUAAAGUCCAAAGGAAAGACACAGAGAGAUGCAAAACAUAUAUGUGUGAGCGUUUAUGAACUCUGGAGAGAGAGAGAUGAUGAGCUCUCUGUCCUUCUGCUCCUCCACAUCACCUGCAGCUGAUAGAUAGAAUUAAAAACCUUUAAGUUUUCGUAUUUUUUAAAAAAAGAAAUGUUUUAGAGGAUUCAGAGAGAUUUUGUGUGUUUAUUCUCCAGGGACAAUGAAUGUACAGAUAUUUAUGGUGCAGAAUCACUUUGACAAAAUCAACCUGAGAUCACAAAAUUACGUGAAAUGACCACGACUUCUUAACACCCACGUACGGUUCACUGCUGGAAAAAAGCUGCAGUUUCUUUGAAUUUAUGCUACAAAAGUAGUGAGCUAGGUUCAGGGCAGAAACCUUCCUGGUUCGGCUCUAAAAGACAGUUUAAAGAGGAAAUAAAUGAUGUAAAUGCUGGUGAGUGAAGUAGUUAGGAGGAUGAUGUGAGACACAGAAGUUAUAAAACAGCUCCAGGGAUCCUGGUUCAGAAGUCAUCAAGUGACGAUAUUUUGUGAGAUCAGACAGGACAAAAUAGUCGUAAAGUACGGAAAGGGAAAGUCCACUCUGUAAUAUGUGGCUGUCAGAUCUCAGUGAUCUGAAGAUUUGUUUUCACUCCUUGUCUGCUUUUUGUUAUUAAUCAUGAACGCUGAGAUUGCAUUCUAUUUUCACUAUUUGUCUCUUAUUUGGACAGAAGAGGAUCAGGACAAGGCAGGAGAACAAAAUCAUGAGAGGAUGGGGAAAUAAAUUAAUUAUGCACUUCGAGAAAAAAGUCAAAUGAGGAGAAUAAAGUCAGUUUAUGAGUUGGUGAAAUCAACUGCGAACUAAACCCGAUUCUCCUCAAUAUUUGUCUAAAAUAUUCACAUAAAUGACAUCAAAGCAGAUUAUUAUAAAACAAUAGUUGUAGCAGCUUCAACCAAAAAAUAUCUCAUUAUUGUGUCUCUGAUUUUAGUUCUGCUGCACCUUAAAUAUUGAGGUUAUUGCUCAUUUUCUGACAUAAUGAGAAUCAGGUUGUAGCUGCAGAAACUGUUGAUAGGAACAAAGUUCCUCUGAUGACUGAUUGAACCUGUGAACAUGUUGAGCAACACAGAAAGUCACUUUAUUCUCCUCAUUUCAACUUUAUUCUUGAACUGCAGAAUGAUUUUUUCCUCCUAUUUGGCCCUGAUCCUCUUCGGUGUAUUUCAGAAUUAAUCACUUUAGUGUUUUUAACCCUGAAUACAGUGAAUUUUAAAUUAUUUAUAAUAAGACGACUACAUGUUUUGUUGGGCUCAGAGGGCUGGUGGUGUCAGACCUGUGUAAGAUCAGAUAUUAAUACUGAGUAAUGAAAUGCAUGAAUUAAGUAUUGAACGUUGUGGAUUAUUGGACAUAAUUCUUAAAUCUAAAGUGGUGUAGUGUACAAAGACUUGUGCAGACAUAUUUAGUAGUGAAAGUGCAAAAAAAGUAAAUUCCAUUAAAAUUAAGUGAAAUAA